AACUGUCACGUUUUUGACUUGAGGCUUUAGGUGCCUCAUCCCUAUAGUCUAAUUCAUCCUUUUUUUAACUCAACUGCCACGUCUUUGACUUGAGGCUUUAGGUGACUCGCCCUUAUAGCCUAAUUCAUCCUUUCAAUGAAUGAAUCAUUGAAACAUGUAGCGUGCUAUCUUAUCUCAAAAAAAAAAUUCUUGACCAAGACAAGGAAGAUCUUGGCGAAGAUCUAAUUGGGAGUCAACUGCAUUUAGGUUGAACUUUAUUUUAAUCUUUCCGUAAUUUAGUAAAAUUAAUUUUUUGAAACUUAAGACCAAAGCAGUUUUUAAUACAAAUAUAGAGAUAUAAAUUUGGGUAAUUAAGUUUUAGGUAUUGGGAUCAGAUUGGUAAAUUACGAGAGCGCCCCUGUUUGUCGUAACAGGCUUAUGGGGGCGGGUGCCCCUCUCGCAGAAUGCGAGCUGUUACCGCUCAUCACAUCCCGUUUACUGCCUGAAGGAUCAUGGGGUGUCAAUAAGACCCCAGUGGCAAUUUUAUAUCACCCUCCCUCCCCAUCCCCAUGUUAUGCAUCCGAUGUGGGACUAAUGUCCUUGUAUUUUGGCCAGUUUCCAAAUUUGUCCUCGUUGUUUUUGCGUUUUUGCGAAAAAAAACCUUUACAACGGUCACCGAUGCGCUUUUAUCAUGCGGGAGAGGCUCACAAACCUCCUACGUAACUGCGGCGGCGCCGCCGCCGAGCUCCGGGCCGGAAUGCAAGCUCACGCGCACGCCAUAACCUGCGGCCUCCUCCCCCACGCGACGCUCGAGACCGAUCUCCUCCUCAUGUACUCGCGCUGCUCGUGUAUGAACUACGCCCGCCGAGUGUUCGACCGAAUGCCCCAACGAAACAUGCACUCUUGGAACAUCCUCUUCUGCGGCUACGCCCGCCGCUCCCUCUUUUACACGGCGCUUAGCCUCUUCCCCCGCUUCCUCGCCUCCGGCCUCCUCCCCGAUCGCUUCACGUUCCCGCCUCUUCUCAAGUCCUGCGGCGGAGUUGCCGAUUCCACCCUCGGAAUGGUCCUCCAUUGUUGGGUCAUUCAUCUGGGCCUCGAAGAGCAUGUUGUGGUUCAGGGUUCGGUUUUGGACAUGUAUGCCAAAUGCGGGUGCUUGGACCAGGCGCUCCGGGUGUUUGAAUCAAUACCCAGAAGAGAUACUGUGAUUUGGAAUACCAUGAUUGCGGGGUUUGCUAGAGCCGGGUGUUCACUCGAAGCAUUGGGUCUUUUCCGCCGGUUGCAAUGGGAGGGAGGGGCCGUGGAUUCGAUGUCUAUACCGAGCAUUCUAAACGCCUGCAGUAGGGAAGGAGACUUGAUGAAAGGGAAGGAAGUUCACGGGAGAGUGAUCCGGUGCGUAGUGUUCGAUUGGGAUGUUCCUGUUGGGAAUUCAUUGAUCGACAUGUACGCCAAGUGCGGCUGCUUGGAUGAUUCAAAUAAGGUUUUCUUAAGCAUGAGCAAUCGGAACAUCGUAACGUGGUCCACUAUGAUAUCUUGUUAUGGAGCUCAUGGCAAGGGCGAAGAGUCGCUGCGCCUGUAUAAGGAGAUGAUAUCGGAAGGGGUAGUGCCAAAUGGUGUUACGUUUACAUCUGUCUUAUCAAGCUGUAGCCACUCCGGCCUCAUUGAAGAGGGUCGAAGGAUCUUUGAGUCGAUAAGUAGAAUUCACGAUGCCGUGCCGAGUAUCGAGCAGUACGCUUGUAUGGUGGAUCUCUUGGGUCGAUGUGGUAGCAUUAAGGAAGCUCUGCAGCUGAUAAGUAGCAUGCCAAUGGAACCUUCAGGCUGCGUUUGGGGGGCGUUGCUCGGCGCCUGCGCUGUUCAUAAGAAUGUGGAGGUCGGUGAGAUUGCCGCACAAAGGCUUUUCAAAUUGGAGAAGGGGAAUCCGAGCAACUACGUGGCUCUUUGCGGUAUAUACGAAGCGGUUGGUGAUUCGGAAGGCGUAGCGGAGGUGAGAUCAAGGAUGAGGGAGCUGGGGAUGGUGAAGAUGCCAGGGUGUAGUUGCAUCGAGGUGAGAGGGCGCUUGCAUGCUUUUUACCAAGGGCAUGUUUCUCAUCAUUUGGCAAAGAAUAUUCAUGAGGUGUUAGAUGGAUUGGUUGAGGAGAUGGUGACUUUAGAAGGUGAUUAUGGGUGAGGAGGAUUUGCCUUGCUGUUGAUGUAUGG
Molecule: messenger RNA, 2172 nt
Organism: Ananas comosus (pineapple)
Lineage: Eukaryota; Viridiplantae; Streptophyta; Magnoliopsida; Poales; Bromeliaceae
Product: pentatricopeptide repeat-containing protein At3g46790, chloroplastic-like
Exons: 1
Coding region: 671-2143 (490 amino acids)
Biological process (GO): RNA modification
Molecular function (GO): protein binding; RNA binding
Source: RefSeq, a predicted model, not a curated record